This is a messenger RNA of Blastocystis hominis, 378 nucleotides long. RefSeq lists its product as hypothetical. Gene Ontology annotation, molecular function: nucleic acid binding. The record is from RefSeq and is a predicted model, not a curated record. The transcript is spliced from 2 exons. Gene Ontology annotation, cellular component: nucleus. Lineage: Eukaryota; Bigyra; Opalinata; Blastocystidae. Bases 1 to 378 code for a protein of 125 amino acids.
AUGUCGCUCCUGGUCUGCUUCUACGCUGGAGCGAUCGUGACGUCGCUGUUUAAGCAGACGCUGCAGCAGGGAAAGGAGUUGCUGGUGUACGCCACCAUCUACGGAACCAUCGGGUCUCUCACGCCGAUCGCGUCGAUUGAGACGCUGGAGACGGUGGUGGCGCUGGAGUCGAUUAUUAUAGGGAAGGGAAUUUCGUUGGUGGGGAGAAAUGUGGAUGAUUACCGAAGUCUGUUUUUGCCGUCGACUGGUGUUGCGGACGGAGCGAUCUGCAUGCGAUUCUUCCGAUAUCCGCCUGCCGUUCAGAAGGAGAUUGCGGAUCGAUUUGGGUCAUCGGUUUCUGAUAUUAUGGAAACGUUGCUAAAAAUAAAUGAAAUUUAA